Molecule: messenger RNA, 1403 nt
Organism: Megachile rotundata (alfalfa leafcutting bee)
Lineage: Eukaryota; Metazoa; Arthropoda; Insecta; Hymenoptera; Megachilidae
Gene: mRpL3
Product: mitochondrial ribosomal protein L3
Biological process (GO): translation
Cellular component (GO): mitochondrial large ribosomal subunit; ribosome
Molecular function (GO): structural constituent of ribosome
Source: RefSeq, a predicted model, not a curated record
UCUUACCAACAUUAUAACCAAUGAUCCGUUUAAAUGCACAAUGUGUUGAAUUAUCUACAAAAAUUAUGGAAAUAAUUCAUUUAUUGUAGUUGUUUUGAUUGUACAGUGUAUUUGGAGCAAUCCUAUUAAUUAAUUAUUGCUAUUUUAAUAGAAUUAUAUUGAUUUAAGGACAGCUUGUAUUCUAAUCCUAUUUAGGGUUAUAUUGCUAUUUUGCAUUUAAUUAUAAUUUCACAUUUCCAUUGACUUGUAAUUAUGGCAUCGAUUUUGAACACCAUCAAUAGCUGUCAAUUAUUUAGCAAAUGUUUAAAACAAAGCUUUAACUUAAUGAAGGUUCCCACUCGUAAUAGAGGACCAAUAUGCAUUCCCAGGAAACGUCAUCCUGAAUGGCUCCCAAAACCAACACGUGUGCAAAGCAAUGAAAAACUUACUCAAGAAAACAAGGAAUUUAUAUCAGAUGUUGUAAUAUCCACAAAAGGACUUCUUAAUCCUCCAAUUAAUACACCAUUGAAUGCAACAUUAAUUCCAACUGCUACAGAAUGGACUGCAAAUUCCAAACGCACUGGUUUAAUUGGUAAAAAGCUAGGGUCAUAUCCAAUGUGGUUAAAAAAUGGAAAGCGAAUAAUAUCUACUCUAAUUCAGAUUGUAGAUAAUGAGGUUGUAAAAUAUAUACCACCAGAAGAAUUUAACCCAGUUGUACGCACUAGACAUAAGCAAGUUAAAGUAAAAAAUGGUUGUCUUGUAGUAGGUGCAGAAAACAUUGAUCCGCAAUUACUUACUAAGGAGUACUAUGGAAUAUUUAAUAAAGCUGGGGUCACACCUAAGAAAAUGCUAAUGAGAUUCAUAAUUUCACCAAAUGCAGUUCUUCAGCCAGGAACUCCUUUAAUGGCAACACAUUUUAAACCAGGAGAGUAUAUUGAUAUUCGAGGAAAGACGAUAGAUCGUGGCUUUCAAGGUGUUAUGAAAAGAUGGGGAUUCCAUGGUAUGCCUGCUUCUCAUGGCGUAACUAAAACGCAUAGAAGACCAGGUAAUAUUGGUGCACCCAAAGCUAGGGUAAUGCCAGGCACUAAAAUGCCAGGGCAUAUGGGAAAUCGUUGGCGUAUUUUAAAAGGUGUUAAGAUAUUACGAAUCAACACUAAAUAUAACGUAAUUUGGGUAUUCGCUUCGAACGUACCAGGAGAGACAAACACCCCGUUGUAUUUAUAUGAUACGAUCCUCCCAACAAAACGAAAUACUUCACCUAAUUUCCCUACAUUUUUGCCAAAUGACAAGGACGAAACUGAACUUCCUGAAAAUCUUUAUGCGGACGAUGUUCAUCCAUUUAAUGACCCCCCAAUUGUAUUUGAGCCAGAAUCGUAAUUGUAACAACGUAAUUAAAUAAAACAGCAUUUUCGUGAGAAAAACAA